This is a messenger RNA of Phasianus colchicus (ring-necked pheasant), 6878 nucleotides long. It is a transcript of the gene ABHD3, whose product is annotated as abhydrolase domain containing 3, phospholipase. NCBI's taxonomy places the organism in Eukaryota, Metazoa, Chordata, Aves, Galliformes, Phasianidae. Gene Ontology annotation, molecular function: A2-type glycerophospholipase activity; glycerophospholipid phospholipase A1 activity; monoacylglycerol lipase activity. Gene Ontology annotation, biological process: medium-chain fatty acid biosynthetic process; phosphatidylcholine metabolic process; medium-chain fatty acid catabolic process. The record is from RefSeq and is a predicted model, not a curated record.
GGUGCCCGGCGCCGUGCGCAGCCGGCGGGCAGCGGGAGCCGGGCGGCGGCUCCUCCUCCUCCUCGUCUUCGCUCCGGCUGUGGGCGGCGGUGCGGCGCGAUGGACUGGCAGGUGCUGACCCGGGAGCUGUCCCUCUACCUGGAGAGCCAGGUCCGCGUGGGGCUCUUCGGCUCCGGCGUGGGCUUGUCUCUGGUGCUGGGCUUCGGCGUCGCCUACGCCUGCUACUACCUCAGCAGCAUCGCCAAGAAACCCCAGCUGGUGGCAAGCAAUGAACGUUUCUGCCGCUUUCUGGAAGAGUACUGUCCUGUUGUGACAGAAACUUACUAUCCCACGAUUUGGUGCUGGGAAGGUCGGGUGCAGACACUCCUGCGUCCCUUUAUCACCUCUAGACCCCAAGUACAGUACAGAAAUGAGCUCAUUAGAACAGCAGAUGGAGGACAGAUUUCGUUGGAUUGGUUUGAUAAUAAUGACAGCUUAUAUUAUCCGGAUGCCAGCACAAGACCUACAGUCCUGUUAUUGCCUGGUCUGACGGGAACAAGCAAGGAAUCCUACAUUCUUCAUAUGAUCCAUCAGAGUGAAACACUGGGAUAUAGAUGUGUGGUUUUUAACAAUCGAGGAAUUGCUGGUGAGGAACUUCUGACUCCAAGGACUUACUGUGCAGCUAACACGGAGGAUUUGGAGGCAGUUAUUCAUCACAUACACAACUUGCACCCCUCAGCUCCCUUCAUGGCAGCAGGUGUUUCUAUGGGAGGCAUGCUUCUUUUAAAUUACCUGGGCAAAACUGGCAGAGACACCCCUUUAAUGGCAGCUGCAAUUUUCUCUGCGGGUUGGAAUGUUUUUGAAUCUGUAGAAUCUCUGGAGAAGCCACUAAACUGGCUUCUUUUCAACUAUUACUUGACUACUUGUCUACAAUCCUCUAUCAGCAGGCAUCGACAAAUGCUGGAGAAAUUAUUUGAUAUGGAUCUCGUGAUGAAGGCUAGAACUGUUAGAGAAUUCGAUAGACAGUUCACUUCAGUCAUGUUUGGCUACCGUACAAUUGAUGAUUACUAUGAAGAUGCCAGCCCGUGUCGCAAGCUGAAGUCUGUAGGCAUUCCAGUGUUAUGCCUAAACUCUGUGGAUGAUGUUUUCUCACCAGGUCAUGCUAUACCGGUGGAAACUGCCAAACAAAAUGCAAAUGUAGCUUUGGUUCUGACUUCUUGCGGAGGCCACAUUGGUUUUCUGGAAGGAAUAUGGCCAAGGAAGUGCACUUACAUGGACAGAGUCUUCAAGCAGUUUGUGCAAGCUGUGUUUGAGCAUGGAAACAAAAUCUUUAGCAUGUAGCUUUGGCUAUAGCACAAUGGCACAUUCCAACAAGGGCAGUUAAGCUUAAUGCACAAAUUUUAACUACCAUAAGCCAGCAAAUGGAGAAAGUCCAUUACUACACGCAAAAAUAUUUUUUGCCUAAGAUUUUGUAGCAAGAAACUAAAUAUGUUGUCACUUUUGUAUUUAUUUUUAAUAUGCCUUACUAAGAAUGACCUUAAAUGAAACAGCAUUCUGCAUACAUCAAAUUGCACUUAACCAAAAUCAUCAAGUAAAUAGAUUGUAAUUCCUCAAGAUUUUAAUUUAAACCAGUACAUAUCUAGGAGAGUUAAUUUAGAUGGCUUUUAAUAUUAGAAUGGCAACAUUCAAAAUAACACUUAUUGUCCUGCCAAACAUAGUACAUUCCUUAGCUGAAAAUCUUAAAAAAAUAUAAGGAAGGAACACAGAGAAGCACUGGUUCUUCAAACAAGUCUAAAUUGUGGCAUGCUAUUCCGUAGCAUUAGACUGAUCGGCUUUUGCUGUUUUACCCUGACAGUAUCCAGAUUUAGGGCUAGUUAUUGUGUUUUAAACUAUGCCAAUGCCAUAUUCAUUUUACGUGUGUAUUUUUUUUAAGCAGCUUAUGUAUAGUGUUUACAUAUAACCAAAAGAUUCCUUUAAAAGAGUACUGUAAUAACUUAUGUAAUUAAAAGACAUUUUGCAUUUCAAUGUUUGUGUAUAGCUGGGUGUUGUCAUAUCUGUAAUAGAUACUUCAUAUAACUGGUAAAUUCAAUUACUGUCUGUUAUGUUUAUAUUACCUUGCAAGAACGUUACAGUUUUAAAUAAGAAACCAUAGAGCUCUAGGAAAUUAUGAUAUAGUCUGUUUUAAAUUUAAAAAUGUAUAAUUCUGAAUCCAUUAUCUCUGCAAUUGUUUCCAAUAAUUUCCAAUAAGAGUGUAACAAAGUCUUUCAAGAAAGAUAGGAGCUGGGACAGGAUGGUGUCAUUGGUUUGCUUAUUUGAUCACAUCUGUGCUUCAGGAAUAGGUUGUCAGCCAUUGAAGCCUCCAGAAACUGAUUGCUGCCCUGGUUGCUUAUGAGGUUGUGAGGCUGCCUGAAACAGUGCUGUUUGCAGCCCUGAAAGAGAGAGCGAGCUACAGUGGAUCCUUCAGGAAAAUGGACAAUUUUGAAAACUGCUGGGAAGGUCUAAUUUAGGGCAGAGUGAAAUGAAAUCUUCUAAGCGGCUUCUAUGGAGGUCCUCUCCCAUGCUACUGAUUAUUUUGGGCCCAGCAUCACAAAAUCAGGCAAUGGAGAUGCCUUUGCAUUUUUUGUAUGUUUUGAACAGGGUCAGUGCAAGAAGAAAACAUGGAUAAAAAGCAUGUCAGGUCAUCCGUCUUAAGUAGUAUGUGAACAGUCCUCUUGCAAGGCAAGUAUCCUAGUAAAGGUGAAGGCAAAGGAAGAACAGAAAUAACUUUUGUCUUCAGAUAAAGCAGAAAUCAUGAAAGCUAAUUUUAUAAGGUGGGAGGUUACAUUAAAAAUUAGAAAGUUUUCAAGUUUUGACUUUUUAGGUAAGGCAUUGGGCUUUGUACAGAUAAUAAAGUCUAACUUACUUCUUACCUAAUAAGGACAGUGGGAAAAGCAAAAUGAAAUUUUAUGCAUGUUGCUACAACAGAUGAAAUCAGCACAUUAGUAGGGUGCCUUACUCAUUCUUAAAUUCAUUCCCAUUAUAGAAGUUACGUUCCUACAAAAACAAUGAGCAAUAAACUGUGUAUUGAGCAUUACAUUUGUAAUAUCAUUCGGGUAUGGUACUGUUGAAAACUCAGCAGCAAAUAUUAAUAAAAAAAUAAAACCACUUAUAUUAAAAACACACCUUACUGAUUAAAUAAAAGUAACAUGGUUGAUGGCAGAAUUUCCGUCUCUUUGCACUUAUUUCAUUUAGGUCCAAUCCCACACACUGAUCCACAUGAUACAUUUCUCUUUGUAAGUAUCUAUUAAGGCAUUUGUCAUCCCCUUGAUGUAGAAUGCUUUUGCUCACAUCCUGUUGGGGAAAAUGCACUGUCCAAAGCACUGCAUGCUGAGAGACAACAAUCAAAUUUUACUGUGGUUACCUUCAAGCUUUCCUGGUCAGAUUUUCUGAAACGUAAGAUGUAGACACUUAACUCAGUUAUUUUCAGAGACAAAAGAGCUAAUAAGAAACACUAUAAGAAAUUUUCCAAUGUAAUAUUUUUAUAUGUUGUACACAAAGCUUCACUAGGAAGCUAAAAUACUGAGUCCAGGAUGUGCACUCUGUUCAGAAGCAUGAAUUCAUAGGCUCUUUGGCUUUUCAUGGGAUCUGAGAAACCAAACAGCAACAGGGAAACAGGUGUUGGAGAUGGAGAGAAUUGUGUUGUUAACAAAACACAUCUUAGUGGAAAGAUGGGUAAUGAGAACAAAAUUCCAAGUCACAAGCACUUUGUAAUGAAAACUUUCCUCUUGCUUCAGAACUGUGUAAUAGCUGAAGUUGAAAGGAAAAUCUAGAAACUGUCUAGUGCAAUCCUCCUGCUCACAAGGGUGCCUAUUACAGACAUGCUCCAGAACAUAACCUCAGCUUGCUCUUGGAGUUUAUGCAAUGUACUGUAAGGCCUUCAGCCACCCAGAAACCAUGCUGGAUCUAAGCAAAACUAAGGCUUUGGAGUACAAUAUAUUAAGUCUUGUCAAAUAGACCUAGACAAAAUGAAAAUUUAGAAGAGAAAUGAAAAUAUGUUUCUAAGGAUGCAAAGAAACUAACCCAUAGCAUACAUUUCACAACGAACAGAAGGAUUAAUGCUUUUUUUAGGAAACCAGGACACAGACCAGUAUGGCUUACAAGACUUACCAGAAUGGGCUAUGGAGAGCAGUAAACAACUCCAUGAGAGCUGGUGUUGAUGAAAUGGCAAUAAAUGCUCUUGACACAAGGUAGGUCUUCAUGGUUGUGUUGGUAAGGCACUGAGUAUCAACAUUCAGACACCCACAUGCUGUCACAGAGCACAGUCACUCCGAGAACUAGACUGACCACUACAUGGAUUGGAAAGGGCCUCUCCUUUCAAGAGUUACAUCCAAUACGUGUUUCUGGAAGCUCCUUAUCUCCUCUCAGCUGCAAGUUGCCUCUUCCAACUGAGAUCCAGUAGGCAAUUUCUUGAGCACUUCAAGCCAACAAAACAAAGCAGCUUGCUUAUCUUAGCAGUUCCCAAAUGUUUUCAAACUUUGGGCCCCUUCCCUUUUUCUGUAAUUGUUUGGACUUCUCGUGCACAACUGACAUACAUUUGCAGUCACUGGCCUGGCCCCAAAUCACUGCAAACCAGACACAGCUGUACCUCCAACAUACAUGCUGGAUCCCUUCCUCAAGAUAGGUUAGCAGUGUUUCUUGCCAGCCUGGAAAACAGCAGAUAACUGCUGUAGAAUAUCCCAGCCAUAUAUAUGUAUACAUAUACAUAUUAUUAUUUGUUUCCCUUCCAAGAGAGGGAAAGCAAAAAUCCGCCAAACACACAAGAACCUACAAUGGUCAGCAGUUCUUCAUUGGCAAAAACCUCUUCCUCUGUGGGAUCCAAUUUUCCUGUCCUUUUUUUUUUUUUUUUUCCUACUAGGUAUGCAAGAAUCCAGCCUCUUCCCUCCUCUUGGAUGAGGGUAUGGGGACUUCAUGAAUCUGCAGAAAUAAGGUCCCUGUGCUGUCUCAGCUUCCUUUUCAGUCCAUUAAAGGAACUGUACAUCUAGUGAUUAGAAAACCACUAGACUAAACCAGCUUCACAUGUGGCAUUGGCUAACCUCUCUCAGGAAUUCUUCAGAUGCAUUGGCAGUGUGUGCAGGGUUAAUCACAGCUGAGAGGUUUAAGCAACACCUACUUCUGCAUCUGUCAGUCACCACUUCCUUGCCCAGAUGAGGUACCUGAUUACCAGCAGGGCAGGUUCAGUAUGUGUUAACACAUCAAAGGGGCUGCAAGGUCUCUGUGCUAGCAAGACUGCCAUGAUAGGACACAGCAUCAAGAACUCAGACUACAAGUAUGCAGCAAUUCCUUCUUGAGUCAGCUGCCACCAACAGGCACUCCAGCACUAUUACACUUAAAAUUAGUAAAUAAAGCUAAAUUAACAUAAAAUCCUUCUGGCUUUACACCCGUUUAAUCAGCAUGCUGCACCUGUGUGAAUGCAGUUCCUCCUUACUCCGCAAGUCCUCUAGACCCAGAGUAAGACUGCCCAUAAGCACUGUUGUUCACAGUCACCGCAUCCUCUGAGGAGAACGCGUUUCUGAGAAGUUCGUGUUCUUUCAGCACAGGAGACAUUAGCUCGCACACUCAAACUGAAAUUAGUGCUUCCAAUGCUGCCACCUUCUGUGGAAAGCUGGAAGUUUACUCAUAUUCUUCUAUUCCAUGACCUGAGUUUUCUCAAGUUUUGGAAUGUAACGCUUUACAAGAAAGCUUGCUUCUUUACAAAAAUUUGCUGUUCAGCAAAUUACUAUUGCAUGAAAGGAUGUGAGAAAAACCUAGCUUUACUUGCUUCAUGGUCCUAAGAAAAAAGGAUGUAAAAACAUCAUGUUAAGUUUACAAAGCUAGCCAUCACAUUAAAAAAUGCUUUUAUCAUCCUCCAGGAAGUUUACAGGCAAACCAAUGAUUAAAGUAUCUUUCAUCUGGAAAGAAUUCUGCUCUCCUGCAGUAACCUACAAGAGACUACGUGUUGCUGCAGUCACUGUAAAGUCACAGCAGAUUAUCAUGCAUUGAAAAGGAGCUGUAACAGGAAGUUAUCAAUAACACUUCUUGCUAUCAGCUUUUUCAAAUGCUGCAGCUGCUGAAGAUCUCCAUUUGCCUAGGAGAAACUGUGCUUCAGAGAGGUCUGUCAAGAAAAAGACUUAUCAAGGGAGGUUCCUUGUUUCAGUUAACAAAGGGGGGAGGGGAGGAAAUUACAGGUAAAGCAAAAUGCCUCUAUAGAAUUUGAUUUAUAUAUAAAAAAAAUUUACUCAGCAAGUUGUGUAUGUUUCCCAACAGUUAAUCUAGUAUAUCUAACAGCUACAGAAACAACAAAAUGUUUGAGAUUACAAAAAAAGGACUAAAAAUUUUAGUACUGAAAUGAAAAUAUCAUCUUUAAAAUACUUCAUAUAUUAACAAAGGAAUAUUUAGAGAAAGUUUAUGCUGUGUAGCUCUCAAGUACUACUUUUGUGCUGUUAGUUUGAAAUCUGCACAAGAAACUGGGAAUCUAUGGGAGAACACCUGUCACACAUUACCACGCAUUAAAAAAAAAAAAAAAAAAAUCAAACAACUUUCAAAGUCAUUUACUGGUUGGCUAAUGCUGAAGUUCACCACACUUGUCCCCAAUCAUUCUGAUGGAGUGAUAUAUUCUCACCAGCAUGAAAAUGUAUAAUGAAAUCAACAGAGAGAUGGCUGUGUUAGCAAGCAGAACAUACCAGUGCCAAAACCAGCAAGUAUACUACAUGCAUUUCAGAUAAGACUUACUUUAGUUUUCUCCUGGCGUGGAAGAAAGAGAAUACUAUGUAUGCUAUGUAUGAUACUAGGUUCCUCAGCAUUAGUGCUCAUGGAAUGGCUUGGGUUGGAAGGGACCUCCAAGUCCACCCAGUCCCACCCCGUGCUGUGGGCAGGGCUGCCAC